Messenger RNA from Prunus armeniaca (apricot), 738 nucleotides. NCBI's taxonomy places the organism in Eukaryota, Viridiplantae, Streptophyta, Magnoliopsida, Rosales, Rosaceae. The record is from the annotation of a GenBank genome assembly.
AUGGCAAAUAUUUUCUCCCAUGCUUCCAUUACACCCCACCUCACUGCGCAGCACAACAAGAAGUACGUCAAUUUCCAGCCAAACCAUCGAUACAGUGUCUACAGAUUUCGUUGCAGUGGAGAAAAGUUAAAUCAAACAAGUGAUUCACCAACUGAUAAACAAUCCCAACCUGAAAAGGCACUGCUUAAGGUGGCUUGGUAUAGCUCUGAGCUUCUGGGAAUUGCCACGUCAUUUUUCCGGCCACCAUCGAAAGCCGAAGCUCCUGAAACUGCAGCUCUUGAGCUUGCAAGAGAUGGGUCAGGAGCAGUUGAUCGAGCCAUGGUAGUAAAAUCCAUCAAACAAGACUUUGAAAGAUCAUACUUUGUCACAGGGAACCUUACCCUUGAUGCAUAUGAAGAGGAUUGUGAAUUUGCUGAUCCAGCAAGUUCAUUCAAAGGGCUUCAGCGUUUCAAAAGGAACUGCACAAAUUUUGGGUCCCUUUUAAUGAAGUCCAAUAUGAAGCUCAUGAAGUGGGAAGAUUUUGAGGAUAAAGGAAUUGGUCACUGGAGAUUUAGUUGCAUCUUGUCAUUCCCUUGGAAGCCCAUUCUAUCUGCAAGUGGAUACACAGAGUAUUAUUUUGAUGGACUCUCUGGGAAGGUUUGCAGGCAUGUAGAGCAUUGGAAUGUUCCAAAAAUGGUUUUACUGAAGCAAAUUCUAAAGCCAAGCAGAGGGUUUUGGCUUAAGAAAACAGGUGGCUGA